Aricia agestis (brown argus) is the source of this 2021-nucleotide messenger RNA. RefSeq names its product putative Dol-P-Glc:Glc(2)Man(9)GlcNAc(2)-PP-Dol alpha-1,2-glucosyltransferase. Lineage: Eukaryota; Metazoa; Arthropoda; Insecta; Lepidoptera; Lycaenidae. Gene Ontology annotation, molecular function: dolichyl pyrophosphate Glc2Man9GlcNAc2 alpha-1,2-glucosyltransferase activity. The record is from RefSeq and is a predicted model, not a curated record. Gene Ontology annotation, biological process: protein N-linked glycosylation; dolichol-linked oligosaccharide biosynthetic process. Gene Ontology annotation, cellular component: endoplasmic reticulum. The coding region runs from base 165 to 1607 and encodes 480 amino acids. The transcript is spliced from 2 exons.
GCUGAUUGCCGCCAUCGAAAAUAUUGAAAAAUACUUUGAAUACUUUUAUGUGCUUCUAUGUGAUUAAAAUAAAAUUUUAAUGUGUUUAUAGUAUCUAACAGACGUAAUAAACGUUACCUACGCACACUGUAAUAUAUUCAGGAAUAGGAUGUUCUUAAGCUAAAAUGAAACUAUCAACAAAAUACUAUUUUAUACUACUGUCCACUGUGGGAGUCUACUACGUGAUAUCCAAGAUAGUUUUUGAUAAAAUAUAUGAAACUAUUUUGAUUGUUGUGGACGAGUUGUUCCAUAUUCCACAAGGCCUAACAUACUGCAAUGGAAACUUCAGUCACUGGGACCCCAAAAUAACAACUCUUCCUGGUCUUUACCUACUCAGCGCACCGAUAGGCAUGUACUUAGAAUGUAAUUCUUACAACUUAAGAUUUGUCAAUUUAAUUGCUUCAUGUCUAAAUCUUGCAAUUUUUUCAUCUAUACUGAAAUUCAUUUAUGGUAAUAAUACUGAAAGUCAAUUUAAAAUUGUGUUACAAGCUGUCAAUCUUGCAAUUUUGCCUCCUCUGUACUUCUUUUCUCAUGUCUACUACACUGAUACCCUGUCCUUGACGUUUUUGUUAAUUUAUUCACGAUUAUGCCUCAAUAACAGAAGCAAAAUCUUCAUUUUUAUAUUUGGUCUAUGUAGUGUUAUCAUGAGACAAACUAAUAUUGUGUGGGUGGGGAUGGUUCUGGGGCAUAAGUUAUUAGAUAUCCUCAUAAGGAGUUCCAGGGUGUAUGGCAAUUCAUAUCUCACGAGAGCCAAAGUUAGCAAAAGAUCUCCUAUCGCAAGAGAUAUAGACUCGUCAAAGUUAAAAAGAUAUUAUGGAUUAUAUGAUGCCUUUGUAGCUUUGAAAUACCAUGUGACAACAAGUUUCCUCACGGUUUCAAAGUUUGUUACAUAUCAAGACUCAUGUGUUAUUAUGCAGCAGUGUCUAGUAUUAUCGGUCUUUGCUGUUUUCAUGUUUAUAAAUGGCUCAAUUGUUGUUGGGGAUAAGGAAGCACAUAAACCAACUAUUCAUUUGCCCCAGGUACUGUACUUUUUGCUCUUUUAUGGAGUGUUUGGCUUGCCGUAUGUUAUUGCUAAACUAAUAUCAACAAUGAAGUUAAUUUUCAGUAACAAACUUCUCGCUUUGCUGCUCGGAAUUAUCGUGGCGAUAAUUGUGCAUUUCAAUACCACUGUUCAUCCAUAUUUAUUAGCUGACAAUCGUCACUAUGUCUUUUACAUAUGGAAUCGUUGGUUUGGAAAGUAUGAUUAUGCUAUAUAUGCAACAAUUCCAGCUUACAUAUUCCUGAUCUUCAGUCUGUACGAUAAUUUGAAAGACCAGAACUGUAUAUCCUUCCUUUUACCAUAUUCGGUUUGUGCUUCGGUGGUCUUAGGUCUUCAAAAGUUAGUGGAUUUAAGAUACUUUCUAGUCCCAUACAUAGUUUUAAGAUUAAGAUUUAUAAGACCGUCAUUUAGGAUUGUUGUUUUUGAGUUUAUUUUGUAUGUAUUAUUGAACAUUGUGACAUUAUACAUAUUCUUCACAAAAGAAAUUAUAUGGACUGAUUUUGUAGAAGCACAAAGAAUUAUUUGGUAAUUUUUAUUUUUGUGAUGAAAAAUGAAGUAUUUUUAAGCAAUGAAAGUACAGUUAAGUUUUUUUCUAUUGUUUAAAAUUUAAAAUUCCCAGUAAUUUUAUUUAUAAAUUAGAAUUGGCAGUGGUGGCAGUGACCGAAUGGUCCGUAAUUAAUAUUAAAGUUCUUGGCCCUUUGAUUCAUUUGCAAACUAUAAUAUUUCUUCUGUAUCAAAGACCUACAUUGCCACCAGCUCCAAUAUUCCUUAAUAAUGUUAUUAUUGAUAUUGUAACAAUUAAAUUGCAUUUUUUAAAAAUGCUAAUGCAAUGCCAAUGUAAUAAAAUAAAUUGUUGAUUGUAAGUCAAUGUUUGAUGUGUCGUAGGAUAUAAAUGUUCAAAGACUAAUUUAUUAAUAUUUUGUAUAAUUUUAUGUGAUAUGUG